AGUCAGCCAUCGCGGAGCUCCACACGCCCUAUCCCGCAAGACAAUCCCAUCCAGCAAGUACUUUUGCCUUGUAUUAAGUUUAUGCACUUCGUCUCCACAGAUAGGCCUUGCUGCCGGAGAACCCGCCCUCUCGUUCGUCUCCACCGCGGAAUUAAGGGAGAUAGAGCACAACUCUCGAUUUGAAAGCCUUCAAAGAGGUCGUGUCCAAAAGACACUAUGCUUAGCUACAUAUCGGCCACAAGACGGAAGGCAUGUAGUGCAUGCGUAAAAGCAAAACGACGUUGCGAUUUAGGCUAUCCUUGUUGUAAUCGGUGCUUCACGAAGGGCCUAGUUUGUCAAUAUCGCGGAGCAAGUGCCAGUGAUGCAUUGACUCAACCAGAGGUUGUGGUCCGCCAAACAUCUCCGGAAAUAAUCAACCGAAGACAUCGCUUUAUAACACCUUCAGAUUCCGAAUCCGUUUCAUCGCCACGUGAGCCCCGGCGGCUCUCAGCUAACGACUUCGAAUCUCUGUUUUCUGGAACCCAAUGUCCACGCUCUGAAAGUAGCAACUAUCCCUCCCCGCGGCAUGGUUCACACGCAGACAGUCCAUCUUUGGGCCACUACCAAACACCAACCCUCCUCUCACCAGCCCCACAGAUCUGGGAACCCUGCUCACUAUCGAAUCUGCAAAUCAACUUCAUCAUCGACCAACUCUCUACCUAUGUCCGCGGCUUUGCAUACGCGGGCAGCACCCCCUUCAUCCAUCCAACUCUUUACGAAAAGUGGCAGCCUGCAGCAUACCAAGACGCCUGCGCCCUCUCCGCGCUCUACAUCCUCAAAACCCCACGGAACAAGAACACAAUCUCCAGCUCCAUCAGCGCCAAAAUCUCAGCGCUAAUAUCCUCCUCCUCGUUCUGGAGUCUCUCAGACCUCCUCGCCGCCGUCCAAGCGCUUCUGAUCUACCAAAUCAUCCGCCUCUUCGACGGCGAGCUGGACCAGCGCCGCGUCGCCGCAAAGCACAACGCCGUGCUCGAGAAAUGGGCGGCCGAGCUCUGGCGCCGCUCCUUCGCCGAGCCGUUGAGCUUCCCGACCGAGCACCAGUCGUGGAUCUUCUACGAAUCGCUCCGCCGGACGGUGUUGAUGUCCGUGUUCCUCCGCGGCGCGUGGUCGUGCGUUACCAACGGUGGCGUAUGCGAACAGUGCCCGACGCUGAAUCGGCUUCCCGUCACUAUCGAUCCGGAGCUAUGGGAGCUUGCGGAGGGUGACUGGGAGGCCGAGUUGAGCGCGAGAGCUGCGAAGAGCAUGUCGACUUAUGGGCAGUAUGCGUUAUCUUUUAAUCCGGAGAAUCAGGGCGCGCUGGGCGUGUUUGAGAGGAUGUUGCUGGUGGCUUGUCGAGGGGAGGCGGCGAUGGACUCGCAGGUGCCGGUGAUGGGGUUGGUGUGAUACUAGGUGUAAGAGCGGGAUUGGUGUAAUGGUUUUGGGAUAAUGGACAGCUUAAUGAAGGAUAUGGGGGAGUCUGGCGCAGACAUGGGAAAAUAGGGAUUUGUCUGAAUGGGGGCGGCGUAUAUUUAUUAUCUAAAACUCCCAUCUUAAUAGUUCUUUACGAAUCAACAAAUGUAAUACUGUUGUACAGUAC
Messenger RNA from Mytilinidion resinicola, 1615 nucleotides. RefSeq lists its product as uncharacterized. The coding region runs from base 217 to 1422 and encodes 401 amino acids. NCBI's taxonomy places the organism in Eukaryota, Fungi, Ascomycota, Dothideomycetes, Mytilinidiales, Mytilinidiaceae. The record is from RefSeq and is a predicted model, not a curated record. The transcript has 2 exons. Gene Ontology annotation, molecular function: DNA-binding transcription factor activity, RNA polymerase II-specific; zinc ion binding. Gene Ontology annotation, biological process: regulation of DNA-templated transcription.